Messenger RNA from Sardina pilchardus (European sardine), 3378 nucleotides. RefSeq names its product CUB and zona pellucida-like domains 1, tandem duplicate 1 (gene cuzd1.1). Gene Ontology annotation, molecular function: nucleic acid binding. The transcript is spliced from 2 exons. Bases 1 to 3378 code for a protein of 1125 amino acids. Lineage: Eukaryota; Metazoa; Chordata; Actinopteri; Clupeiformes; Clupeidae. The record is from RefSeq and is a predicted model, not a curated record. Gene Ontology annotation, biological process: DNA integration.
AUGUAUAAGCCACAGCAGGUGCUGCCAAAGGAACUCAUAGAGUUUGAAGAGAAGGAUGGGGAGUUGCAUGUGAAGGCUGUUGAAACGGGACUGACCCAGUCUGAGGGGAGUGAAGCAGAGCAGCUACCUGUCCCUGUUCAAGUUAGUCUAGAAGGGCUUUCUCCCCUCCAGUGUCAGAAGCUCAGAGAUUUAUUAGCUAAGCAUCAGGAUGUGUUUUCAAAAAAUGACUCAGAUUUUGGAUACACCACUUCUGUUACCCACAGUAUACCGACAGGAGAGGCCCCGCCCAUUAAGCAGCGGCAUCGUCGGGUUCCGCCUCAGGUCUUCCAACAGUUUAAGCAACACAUUCAGGACCUAGUCUCUCAAGGAGUUCUUAAUGAGAGUUGUAGCCCCUGGGCCUCACCUGCUGUGAUCGUGAUGAAGAAAGAUGGCAGUGUGAGGUUUUGUUGCGACUACCGAAAGCUAAACCAAGUGACCUGCAAAGAUGCCUACCCACUGCCUCGUGUGGACGAAUCGCUCGAUGCAUUAGGGAAAGCGCAGCUGUUUUCGACCUUGGACUUAACCUCUGGCUAUUUCCAAGUGGCCAUGGAUGAUGCAGAUCGGUCUAAAACAGCAGUCACCACUCCAUUUGGUCUGUUUGAGUGGUCACGGAUGCCAUUCGGGCUAUGCAACGCCCCGGCCACAUUUCAACGACUUAUGGGCGUGGUGCUGGGCGAUCUGACGUUCGAGGUGCUACUCAUUUAUUUGGACGAUGUCAUAGUUUUCUCCAAUGACUUCGACACCCAUUGUGAAAGACUUGAACUCGUGUUCUGUAGGUUGAGGCGGCACGGCCUAAAACUGAAGCCUAGCAAAUGUCACCUCCUGAGGGAGGAAGUAAAGUUUCUCGGCCACAUAAUCUCUGCUCAAGGCAUCCAGGUGGAUCAAGAGAAAGUGCGCGUGUUGGAGACGUGGGCAGCUCCUAAGUCAGUGAGAGAGUUGAGGCAAGUCCUGGGGUUCAUGAGUUACUACAGAAGAUUCGUCCCCAGGUUUGCCCACCUUGCUCGGCCCCUCCAUGCUUUGGUCGGCAAGGGACUUAAAGAUGGGCCUGCAGAGCCAUUCAGAUGGAGUGAUGACUGCCAACAUGCUUUUGAAGAGCUGAAACGUAGCCUGAUGAACCCACCCGUUCUUGCCUAUCCCGACUUCACCUUACCUUUCAUACUCACCACCGAUGGAAGUCUACAGGGCCUGGGGGCCGUUUUAAGCCAAAAGCAGGGGGGAGUCGAGUAUGUCAUUGCCUUUGCCAGCCGAGGCCUGCGUGGGGCUGAAAAGAACGACAAAAAUUACAGUGCGUUCAAAUUAGAGCUGCUUGCUCUCAAGUGGGCGAUAACAGAAAAAUUUAAAGAAUAUUUAAUGUAUUCCAAGUUCACAGUUGUAUCAGAUCACAACCCGCUGCGCUACCUGGGAUCUGCCAACUUAGGAGCAGUAGAGCAGCGCUGGGUAGCCCAGCUUGCGGAUUACAAUUUUGAAGUCUGUUAUAAGCCUGGUCGUCAAAAUGCGAACGCUGAUGUCUUGUCGAGAAUCCCGGCAGUCACAGAGCCAGAUGAGGAAGAUUCAGGGAAGGACUUCAUACGCCUCGGAUCGGACGAAGUGCGGGCCUGUCUCUGGCCUGGGCCUGAAGAGAAAACAGGUGCAGCCAAGGUGGAAAGGGCCACGCAGAAUGUCAUAAAGAGAACUGUGAGUGGCUUCAGCUGGCCUGAGAUAGAACAGGAGCAAAAAAGGGAUCCCAAUGUGCAGCCUGCCUACUCAGCUGUGUGGAACCACAGGAAGCCCACUCUGUUGGAACUGAGGGACAUGGACCCAAAGCUGAAGCGACUUGUCAAGCAGUUUGAGCGGCUAGCCCUUCAAAAAGGAGUCCUGUUUCGAUCUAUCCGCGAUCCGAGAGACGGGGAAGAAAUUCGGCAGUUAAUUGUCCCAGAAAGUUUGCAGCGUCGAGUGUUUGAAAGUCAGCAUGAACAUGGUGGGCACUUCGCAGAACAGAGCACUCUUGAGCUCAUGAGGCGGAGCUAUUACUGGCCGACAAUGACCAACGAUGUGCAGGCUUGGAUUAAGGAAUGCAAGCGCUGUACUCUGGCAAAAGACGUCUUUCCCAAAAUUAAGGCUCCAAUGACCUGUACGAACAUUACGGCACCUCUUGAGGUGCUGGCGAUGGAUUACACACUGCUUGAGAGAUCCAAUGGGGGGUAUGAAAACGUGCUCGUCCUUACCGACAUGUUCACUCGGUUCACAAUUGCAGUGCCGACCAAGAAUCAAACUGCAUACACUACAGCCAAGAACCUCAUAAAGCACUGGUUCGUUCAUUAUGGAUGCCCGGCACGACUGCAUUCAGACCAAGGGCGCUGUUUUGAGGCCAACGUGAUAAAAGAGCUGUGCAAGAUCUACAGAAUAGGUAAGAGCCGCACCAGCCCCUACCACCCUCAGGGCAAUGCCCAAUGUGAACGGUUCAAUCGAACUAAGCACGAAAUGCUGAGGACAUUGCCUGCUGAGAAGAAAAGGAGGUGGGAUGAAUACCUUUCUGAGCUCGUCAUGGCUUACAACAGUCGCAUCCAUUCCUCUACAGGGUACUCACCUUUUUACCUGAUGUUCGCCAGAGAUCCCAGGCUGCCGAUGGACAUCUUAGGGGGAAAAGACCUGGAGGAUGAAGAAGUGGAUAAUCUUGACGACUGGGUAAAGACUCAUCACGAGAAGUUCAAAACAGCAGUGGAGGUUGCUAAUGCUGCGGCGCAGGAUGCGUCCAGAAGAAGGAAAAGAGCCUAUGACCGCAGGGCUGCUGGAGCUCUCAUGAGAGCUGGUGAUCGUGUUCUCUUACGCAAUCACUCCCAUCGGGGCAGAAAUAAGAUAGGAGAUAAGUGGGAACCCUUUCCCUACAUUGUGGUCAAACAGAACCACGGUGACAUCCCCGUUUACACUAUCCGUCCUGAGACGGGAGGCCCCUCAAAAGUGGUUCACAGAGACCAACUCAGACUCUGUACUUUCCAGUCCCUACCACCACGUCCCAUAGGCAGGCACCAGCUAAGGAAGGACACUGUCCCGGACACUGACACAGACUGCCCCGACAUAAUUUGCAUCCCUGCCACUACACACACGCCCAUUGCCAUGCCCAACACAGACAUGGGGAAUAGAGAAGUGGUGGAGGAGCAUUUCAGUAGUGGGGAUGAGGUUGAUGGGGAGGCCAUAGGGGAGCCUGUUAGGCACAUGCAGGAAGAGCUGGGAGCUACUGGAGGGUCAGACGCAGGGAGUGAGAGUGAAAGUGUGUUUGAACCUAGGCGGUCUCAGAGACAGACCAGGGGGAUCAUGGUGGAUGUCGGAGGACAUGGCAGGGUUUCGCAGGGGGGAAUGUAG